AUAAAAGUUAUUGAUGGCCUCAACCUAAUCAUAAUUUAAUUUCAUUAGGAAACCACUUCCAAAAGCACCUAAUUCUCGAUAAUUCAGUAGAGAAAAGAGUUAACCAAUGAUUAAUCCUAUUACACCAACAGUAUGAUUGAUGUUUAUAAAAUAAAGGCGAAGUUUCGCAUAAAUCAUAAUAACUAGUUUUUAAGCAGAGAGAAAAUGUAAAAAACUAGCAAUAACUUUUUUAAUAAUACAGCUGAAAGUACAAAAAUAACAAAAGCUUAGAAUUAAUCUCUGCUUCGAAAACCAGAUGUUGAUUAUAAAUAAUUAAUUUUUGAUAAAGAAGAUUAAGAAGAAGAACAACAAUUUUAAGUACUUUGUUAAACUUUAGAUAAAAUAUUGUGA
Messenger RNA from Paramecium sonneborni, 390 nucleotides. The record is from the annotation of a GenBank genome assembly. NCBI's taxonomy places the organism in Eukaryota, Ciliophora, Oligohymenophorea, Peniculida, Parameciidae.